GUGUUUUUCACUGACGCUUAUCAGAAACAAAAACAAACAAGAAAAGAUUUUGGUCUGUCUCUGUGCGACCCGAUACCAAAUGGGCCACGGUCCGAUACCGGUCCGCGGACUGGUGGUUGGGGACCCCUGGUCUACCGGGCUCAAAAAAUACAACUGGUUAAUGAAGCAUCUUGAAGCUUCAUUUUCCGAUCACUACUCUACAACUUGUAUGUUUUGAAUGGUAGUGUCUCAUAGGUAUAAUGUUGAUAGAAACACAUCAGAAAAUCCAUCCACGCAUGUUGUCCCGAGGCUGAAGAAGGAAUGAACGAUUAAUUGCCGUUGUACCACAAUGGUGAUUUGAAAAAUUAUGUCAGAAUGUGUGUUGGAAAUUCAGUACAGAGGACACAGUGUCACACACAAAAAAAAACCCAAACAUGCAAAGGGAUGGUCAAUGAAACUAAACAGGAGUGCUUGAACAGGAAGCUUAACAUUGUGUGGUUAGCCAAGUGUUGCAGAGAACUUGACUUGAUACAGGAAGUUGCUAUUUCUCAUCUAGUCCGCUGUCUGGAAAGUGUAUUUUUUUGCCUGUGCGUCUCUUAUACUAUUAAUCUUAGAAAAAAAAAUAUCUCUCGAUGGCCCAGGAAAAGGAUCACUCGUUCGCCAGCCGCUUUUUUCACAGAUGUCGUAAAAGUAGCCAAGAGCAGAGAGGACACGAAAGUGAGGUGCCGCACAUCUCUGAGUUCACCAUCGUGUGGGAUAAGUUCAUGAAAGAGUUCUUAGCUAAUGCCAAAGAAGAUUUUUUAAGAAAAUGGGAGUGUCCACCACAGAGCACAACGUGUCUGGACGACUUUGAUCGGUUCAAGACACUGGGAACUGGCUCGUUCGGCCGAGUAUUGCUGGUAAAGCAUAAAGGAACAAAUCAGUUCUACGCCAUGAAGGUCUUGGACAAACAAAAAGUGGUGAAAUUGAAACAGAUAGAACACACGCUAAAUGAAAAGAGAAUACUUCAGGCAGUCUCCUUCCCCUUCCUGGUCAGAUUGGAAUACGCUUUCAAGGACAACUCAAACCUCUACAUGGUCAUGGAAUAUGUGCCAGGUGGAGAGAUGUUCUCACACCUCAGGCGCAUUGGAAGGUUCAGUGAAAACCAUGCACGAUUUUAUGCAGCGCAGAUAGUGCUCACCUUUGAGUACCUCCACUCCUUAGACCUCAUCUACAGAGACCUGAAGCCUGAAAACCUCCUCAUUGAUCAACAUGGGUACAUUCAGGUCACAGACUUUGGCUUUGCCAAAAGAGUCAAAGGCAGAACCUGGACAUUGUGUGGAACUCCUGAGUACUUGGCUCCAGAGAUCAUCCUCAGCAAGGGCUACAACAAAGCUGUGGACUGGUGGGCACUCGGAGUCCUUAUCUAUGAAAUGGCUGCUGGUUACCCUCCAUUUUUUGCUGAUCAGCCCAUUCAGAUCUAUGAGAAGAUUGUAUCUGGCAAGGUACGAUUCCCCUCACACUUCAGCUCCGACCUAAAGGAUCUGUUGAGAAAUCUGCUUCAGGUGGACUUGACGAAGCGAUUUGGAAAUCUUAAAAAUGGCGUUAAUGACAUCAAAAAUCACAAGUGGUUCUCCACAACAGACUGGAUUGCCAUAUAUGAGAGAAAGGUUGAAGCCCCGUUCUUACCCAAGUGCAGAGGACCAGGAGACACAAGCAACUUUGAUGACUACGAAGAGGAGGACAUUCGUGUCUCACAAACAGAAAAGUGUGCAAAAGAGUUUGCUGAAUUCUAGUCAGUGGAUGGAUGAGAGUCCCAUCAGGGUUCACGUUUCAGGAUAUUUGCACUCUCCUAGAGGUUUAAGGUGGAACUGCGGCUGACGUGUCCAAAACAAAUGCUCUGUUCUUUUGUUACACACAGCUGAAUGAGGUCCUUUAUGCCAUGAUCUUAUGUGCUGUUCAAAACCCAAGCCCGCACGCAGGUACAUUAUGCAGACACACCCUUGUGUUGCAACACGACUAUAUGAAACCACCUUUUUAACUUUCCGGCCCUUUUUUGUGAAAUUUCUUUCUGACAGUUUUCCCAACUUCAGUUAGAAUUGUUAUUUUGGUGAAAUAACAUGAAAUUCAAAAUUAUUUUUAAGUGUCACUGGUGAUGAUACAUGGUAGCAUCUGAUAUUGCACGUAUUUCUUAUUCUUUUGGACUCAAUUUGUCAGCGUUCCGGUGGAUUGUAUAGAAAGAUUCUGAGAAAUGUCUUGCUUACUGGUUUUAAUGUUAAAAUGUUCCAAGUGAGUUGAGUUGACUCUGAAAGUUGAGAAGUCAACACCACCGUUGUGCAUCACACGAAGCUACAAGUUAUUGUUCUUAUAAAUGUCUAAAUUAUUUAAAAUACAUCUAACUGUGUAUUCAACAUUUUACAUAAACAUAGGCCAAAUGUACACACGUGCAGGAUUCCUGGGCAUAGUAUUAUCAGCUGAGGCAUGGACCCUAGAAAAUAGUGUUUUCAAUUUGCUACAUUAAAAUGGUGGGCUUAUUUUGUUUUUUUGUUUUUUUACUGGGCCCCAAAUUCAUGGCGCAUCUACCGGUAUGCAGUGUUUGCCAAGUGAACUGUCACCUCUCUAGGAAUAAUUGCCAAUGUGGAAAAGUUUGCUGUGGCCCCAACAGCUAAACCACACCUUCAUAUAAAUUGGCUUAAAAAAUAAAAAUAUAUAUAUAGUGACCAAACACCCUUGUAUGAGAAAUAAAAAUGACUUGCUUGGAUGAUGCCCUUAAGAUGGGCCCUAGUAAACCUUAACAAUUGAAGUGCCCACACUGUAGGUUCAGGUCGUGACUUGUCCACCUGACUCUUGUUGGCAUCAGUAAUGCACGUUGUUGUCGAGUGUCAAACAAAUCAAGAAGAAAAUUGCAAGUUUCAACUUUCUGUAGACUUGGAAUGUUCAUGCUAAAAUACGAUGUGCUUCCCAUAUCUUCUGUGCCUUUAUCUGUAUCAAAAACAAAAAAAGAGAGAGAGAGAGAGAGAGAGAGAGAGAGAGAGAGAAACAGUUCAUACAGUCUACUCACAAAAAAGUCAUUUGGCUUCCGGGUGAAAUUUCAGGAGGAACAUGUAAUGAAUCUGCAGGUGACCCUAUUUCCCAACUGUUCAAUGUUUCAGUAUCUUUGCGGUUCCCCAACAAGGAGCCAAAUGGGGAAUUUCAAAACAAGUCUUUGAUCGAUGGAAAUUUCCAACAACGUCCACUUGUAUGCCUUUCUGUGACUCUUACAGUCUCUUAUUGCUCUAGUUGCAGCCUUCUGAUGACAAAGUACCAUAACGCUCUCCACUCAUUGGCCUCUUCCCUAAAAGGUUCUUCCUGAAAUUUCUCCCGAAAGCCAACAAUCCCUUACCGCUCACAUGAUCCAUGAUUUUUAGCAAGCUGUGUAUCAACUUUGUGCAGGUGCAGAGCGAGGUAAACUCAAUAUAAGACAUAAUCGUAACUCUGUUUCAACUCUGUCAUCUCUGUUGCGGCCCACAAAAUUCUGUCGUACGACUGGUCAGAAGCCGCCAAUCAUUCUUUGUCUACUGCAUGACUGAAAUCGAAGUCGGGCUCGCAGCAGGGCUUCAUUGUCUGCCCGGUUAAACUUCUUGUGUGUGUUACAUCAAGGUUGCACCACAGCAGUUUCAUAGGACGUCAUUCGCAAUGAAGAUUUUUUUUCCCCUUAAAUAAGAUUGAAUUGAGCUAGUACCAUAAUUGUGACUGCCUGACUGACUGAGUGAAUGGCUCAAAGUAGCACUUUUUGUAAGAACAAUCCAAGCAGUUAAGAUCUAGCACUGCACUUACCUGUUUGUUGUAGCUUUGUCCAUUAUACAGAAGCACAUUUUGGCUACAUGACGAGCUCAAGCUGUAUUGUAAGUAAUUCUAUUGGGCAUGUUUGUUCAGUUAAUCACUGGAAUUUUAGCAAAAAAAAGGAGCUUUAAUUUGUUCUUAAAGCUUUAGAAAGAUGCACUUCAUUUUGGCCAGCUCGACAGCUACACUCCAAACAUUGUCCUCUUUUGGCGUAUAAAUGUGUUUUUGUGAAUACAGUACUCCUACUUUUUGUGGGGCCGUUACAAGAUGGCAAAAUCAUAUUUGAGGAGGCAAGGGAAAGAUUAUGACAUUAAUACUGUAUUCUUAUUUUAUGUUUAGGUUUAUUUGGGUUUUUUUUCCACUGGGCAGUUUUAAAGCAGACGGAUGGGCUUUGAAGUAUUAAUAUGAAGCAAAACGUUGUUAUUGAUGUUAUUGUAGUGCAUCAUUUGUAGCAUUGUUACAGCCAUAUCACUUCAUUGGACAUGUCCUUGAACUGUACAUCAGACUUGAUGUGAUAUUGACUGAAAUUGAAUGAUAUAUUCUCAAGGUACAUUUUAUGUUUUUGAGCUUAGAGGGCAUCGGGGGGUAAGGAAGGAGCUUGUGAUUUCAUCCAGUACAUUUCCAAAAUCUUUGAUGCCGAAUUUUCCCAAAUGUUGCUGAAUGAAAAGUUUUUCAUUUUGCUCUGGUUUUGAAUGCUAAUUGUGCUGAAGCAACAUAGUCGCAAGAAAUAAUGUCACUGCCAUAGUUUGGUUUGACAGUUUUUUGUAUGUUAUAUCUGACCUGGGUUUGUUUUUUCACCCAUUCGUCCAUUUGCGCACCACUGUCAAGAUACAGUGCACUGAAGCCGUUCCGAUCAUUUAUUAUAUUUUAUCAGUUGUUUCAUUUUAGCGCAGAAUGUAUUAUUCCUAUUGGUGUGGUAUUUUCCCGCAUCAUCACACGACGCCAAGUAUUAAUUGAUGCGAAACAGCAAACCAGACGUUCUCAUCCUUCUUACUGCAGUAAUAAUGCAUAGUAUUUGCAUCUUUGUUCAUCAAGUUGUACACUGUGAUGGAAUUGCUUUGUCUUUUUUGCAAAUUGUCUCAGAUGGCUCAUGCCAGUGGAAAAAAAAACCUGUACAGUUUUGGGCAAAGUGUGGGGAUAGACACAUUUUUGUGUUUCACCGAUGUAGCUUCAGCAUGAAAACAAUAAAUCGUGUGUCACGCUGAAGGAAAGAAAGACUUCAAUUAAGAUCCAAAUGUGAAGAAAGAGCAAUUUCAAUAUUAUUGAGAAUUUCUGUUUUUGAUUAAAAACAAUAAUCCAAAUAAUUAUAACAACAGCAUAGAAGCAACUUGAAUCACAAACUGAAGCAGCAAAGUAUGAAACACAAAAUUGGAGCCAACUUUUGUCCGGCAUUGGCUGUUCCUGUUCUUCACACAGUUAUAUUUCUCCAUGAUGACAAAUGAAGAUUUUAUUAGUAUUCUUUGUGAGGAAUUCCUCUGUACAAGGUAUCUCAUCCCUGUAGCCUCAGUGAAAUCCUUGCCUCCGAACACCACCAACUAGAGUGACAAGUCAGCAUUGCAGCUCUGAGGAGUGUUUCAUACCACUGCGGUAGUUAACCAUGGAAGUCUUUCAGAGGUUUGGCUUUGUCUUGCUUCACAAGUGAGGCCAUUUUCCUACAGGUCAAACACUCAGGUUUGGGGAAGUGUAACUUUAUUUAUGUUCUUACAUUUCACACUUUGUUAGAAAAAUUAAAGCAACUAUCAACAUUUCACAUUAGUUCUCCAAUGUUUUCAAUGACAUGGUGCUCGAUGUCCUGUAAAGGAGACAAAAUGCAGCCCAAUAUUAGUUUGACUAUUGGACAACAUUUUUAAAAAUAAAAUGGGAAGAAGUUGUCAGCCAGUAUUUUUUUAUUGGUUAACUUGAUGCCUAUUUUAUUCACAUUAAUGUAUAAGGUUCUGUGUCUUGUGUCCUUUCUUCUAUUUAUUCAAAACAAUUAUAUUUGUUAAUCAUAUUUAUGAUCCAAUAAUUUCCCUGAAGACUUGUAUUGACACUUCAGAAGUUAUUCCACACCGAUGCCUCUCAUUCCAGUGAAAUUAUUUGUUCUUUUGAUGAAUUGCUUUACUUUUGCGUGUGUGUCAUUCAACUUUGUAUCAAUAGUUUGGCACAAAGGGUUACGCGGAAUGUUGUGCGUCCAUAUUUACACAAGGACAAUGUCUGCUAAUUAACACUUUGAUCUUCAGCAUGUUUCAAUCCAAAAUACCUGUUUGUCACAAACUAUUUUUGUGUGAAAUCCACAGCUCUUUCAGUGUCAUUUAAGAUCCUGUGUGUAAUGAUGUUUGUCAUGUGUGAUGUAAACAAUGUCCCCUCCCAAGCCUCUCCACUCCUGAAUAAACAAGGCCGUUUGGGUUCUCCCUGUA
Molecule: messenger RNA, 6176 nt
Organism: Hippocampus zosterae (dwarf seahorse)
Lineage: Eukaryota; Metazoa; Chordata; Actinopteri; Syngnathiformes; Syngnathidae
Gene: prkacba
Product: protein kinase, cAMP-dependent, catalytic, beta a
Exons: 10
Coding region: 612-1754 (380 amino acids)
Biological process (GO): peptidyl-serine phosphorylation
Cellular component (GO): nucleus; cAMP-dependent protein kinase complex
Molecular function (GO): ATP binding; cAMP-dependent protein kinase activity
Source: RefSeq, a predicted model, not a curated record